Centruroides sculpturatus (bark scorpion) is the source of this 1265-nucleotide messenger RNA. Its product is annotated as serine/arginine-rich splicing factor 3-like. The coding region runs from base 119 to 703 and encodes 194 amino acids. The record is from RefSeq and is a predicted model, not a curated record. The transcript has 5 exons. Gene Ontology annotation, molecular function: RNA binding; zinc ion binding. Gene Ontology annotation, biological process: mRNA splicing, via spliceosome. NCBI's taxonomy places the organism in Eukaryota, Metazoa, Arthropoda, Arachnida, Scorpiones, Buthidae. Gene Ontology annotation, cellular component: nuclear speck.
CGCUAGGGAGCGCGAUACGCCAUUCUCUUUACGAGUGAUCUCUUUUUUCACGCCGUUCGCCAUCUUGUAGCCUGAAAUUUUCUUUGUUCGUAAAGAAAAUUCGAUUCAAGUUUCAGCAAUGUCACGAUAUAGAGAUAAUUGUCCACUGGACUGUAAAGUUUAUGUUGGUGAAUUAGGAAAUAGUGGUACUAAACAUGAAUUGGAAGAAGCAUUCGGCUAUUAUGGUCCUCUAAGAAACGUAUGGGUUGCUCGUAGCCCUCCAGGAUUUGCUUUUGUAGAAUUUGAAGAUCCAAGAGAUGCUAGAGAUGCUGUUAGAGCAUUAGAUGGAAAAAUCUUGUGUGGACGUCGAGUCAGAGUAGAAAUGUCAUCUGGUAAGUCAAGACAUUCUUUUCGUGGACCCCCUCCUCGUCCAUUUCAUCCAGAAGAUAGAUGUUACGAUUGUGGAGAAAGAGGUCAUUAUGCAAGAGAUUGUAAGCGUGUUGGUGGUAGGCGACGACGUUCAAGAUCUCGCUCUCAUUCCCGCCGCUCUCGUUCUCGUGGACGUUCUGCCAGUCGCAGCAGAAGCAGAAGUAGGACUCCAGCUAGUCGUAGUCGUUCGAAUAGCAGAAGUAAAUCUCAAAGCCGAUCUCCUAGAGGUGGUGGACGCGACGUAUCUCCACCAGGAUCCAGAUCUCCAGACAACAGAAAUGGUUACACCAACUGAGAAAAACUGCAAUAAUUUGCAGUUAUUAUCACUUUUUCUUCUUUCUGUGUAUCACAUAAUAUACUUGCAUGUGAAAGUGUUGUUUUCUUAGAUUCUUUAAAAUGACUUUUCUGUCGUGCUCUAUACUGUCACAUGUAAAAUUUUUUAAGUUUGAUAUAUGAAAUGACUUUGUUAGGAGAUAGAUAACUCCUUAAGUAUAAAGCAUGUCUAACAAAUAUAGAAGCUCAGAUUGUUACUGUAGUAUUCUGCAAAAUCAUCAUGAAUUUCAUUGGGAGUGUCAUGUUUUUCUCUUAUUAAAAAAAAAAUAUAAAACUGUUUCAUCAUCAGCUCCCUUUUAAUGUAGAAUAAUGUCAUCUUUGGGACCAUUUUCAAAUAAACUUUUUUAUGAAAAUUUGAUUUGCAUGAUUGAUUUCAUGCUCUAGCAAUAGUUAACAUAAUCACCCAGAAUAUCGAAAUGAAUCUGUAACUUGUGCAUAACACAAAUGCCUGUAACUUACAUACAGGAUGGAUUUAAAAUUAAAUUAACAGUGUCAUCUUUGAGACCGAGAUGCUUUAAAAAAAA